AUGUCGUGGUCUUCCCCGGAAAGCAUGCUCUUCGUCGGAGCAUCGGCCGUUGCCAGCGCUGCUCUAGCCUGGGCAACGUGGACGUUGCUCGACGAGUUCAAGUACGACAAACGCCCUUCGGAAACAAACUACAACGAACUCAUCGGCGUCAAGCCCCUGGACGCCACCGGCAGCCUCAGGACCUUGGAUGCUACCACGACCGACCCCGUCAUCGGCCGCGACGACGAGAUUGACCGCGUCGUCUGCAUCCUCUGCCGGCGCACGAAGAACUGCGCCGCGCUCGUCGGCGCCGCGGGGGUCGGCAAGACGGCCAUCGUUGAGGGCCUCGCACAGCGCAUCGCGGCCGGGAACGUCCCCGAGACGCUUGUCGGCGCACGCAUAGUGGAGGUUGACAUGGGGGCCAUGAUGGCCGGGACGCACUGGCGCGGCAUGUUUGAGCAGCGCAUCAAAGACGCCAUCAAGGAGGCAGAGGAGGCGGAAGGCAAGGUCAUCUUGUUCAUCGACGAGAUGCACAUGGUCGUUGGCGCCGGCGGGCACAAGGGAGGCCCCAUAGACGCCGCCAACAUCCUCAAGCCGGCACUGGCCCGCGGCCGCAUCCGUUGCGUGGGCGCCACGACCUCCGAAGAGUAUCAAAAAUAUGUUCAGACAGAUGCCGCACUUGAGCGGCGGUUCCAGAAGGUUGUCGUCGAGGAGCCAAGUGUGCAUGCAACCGUUGCCAUCCUGCGAGGGCUGAAGCCAAGGUACCAAGAACACCAUGGCCUGAAAAUCCAGGACGAUGCUCUUGUAGCCGCUGCACAUCUCGCUGCCCGCUACAUUACUGGCCGCAAAUUCCCUGAUAAAGCAAUUGAUCUUAUGGAUGAGGCAUGCGCUACAAUAAAGAUGCACGCCGACAAACAAACGACCCUGGAAAUUGUUGUUGGCCCUGGACAUGUAGCACGGGUUGUGAGCCGAUGGACUAAAAUCCCUCUCGCUACACUUGACCAAGAGGAGAACGAGAAGUUGAUCCACCUUGCGAAAAAAUUGCAUGAGCGUGUUAUUGGCCAGGAUGAAGCUGUUAAUUUGGUUGCGCAAGCAGUCCUACGUUCUAGGCUCGGAUUUGGACAAAUCGGACAACCAAUAAGUGCAUUCCUCUUUUUGGGCCCGAUUGGCGUCGGAAAGACAGAACUUGCUAAAGCCCUCGCUGAGAAGAUAUUUGACAACGAGGAGGCAUUGAUUCGCUUUGAUAUGUCGGAAUAUGCUGAUAGUGGAUCUGUGUCACGUCUCACCGGAGGAUCUCGAAGCUAUGAAGAAUAUGGACAACUCACCGAGAAAGUCAAGAGGCUCCCAUAUAGUGUUAUCCUUUUCGACCAAGUGGAUAAAGCAAAUGCCUCGGUAUUCAAGGUUUUUCACCAGCUGCUCGACGAUGCUAUGUUGACCGAUGGCAAAGGGCAAGUUGUAGAUUUCAAGAACACUAUCGUCAUUAUGACCUCAAAUAUAGGAGCAGAGCACCUACCGUCGAGAAUUAUGGGCGAAAAUACAAUCAAAUCUGGAAGAGAUCUCCUCAUGAAUCAGGUCAAGAAGCGCUUCAAGCCUGAACUUAUCAAUAGACUAAAUAAGGUUGUGAUAUUCGAGCCACUUUCACACGAUGAAUUGAGGAAGAUUGUGAAAAUCCAGAUAAAUAAUGUCAUUUCGACAGUAGCUUCCAAGGGUGUCGCUGUACAUGCAACUGAUGCGGCCCUAGACGUCAUCCUGUCAGAAUCACAUGACCCGGUGGACGGCGCAAGGCCCAUUAGAAGGUGGGUGCAGAAUCACGUGACCACGAUUCUCUCGGACAUGCUGGUCGACGGAGAAGCCUGUGCUGGCUCGACAAUCUCCAUCGAUGCUGCCGCUGACGAUAAGAGGGGGCUAACGUUCCAAGUGCUGAAGAAGCAGCAGGAGUUGGCAGAUCAAUGA
This is a messenger RNA of Triticum turgidum subsp. durum (durum wheat), 1932 nucleotides long. The record is from the annotation of a GenBank genome assembly. Lineage: Eukaryota; Viridiplantae; Streptophyta; Magnoliopsida; Poales; Poaceae.